CCCUGAAAUGUCACAUAAAUUUGAUAUGAUCGAAAAUGUUAAAAACGACAGACUUAUUAGAUAUUUGAAAAUAAAAUCGCUUUUUACCAAGAUUGUAUUAUAAUUAACGUAAAGAUGCUAAUGCUGAGCAAAAUAAAGGGAAAAGCUUAUGAGUGGCUGCACGCAGAUGCAGACCGCGUGUGGCUACCGUUGGAUGACCUAGAGCAGAGCUGAUCUCAACGUUUAGGGGAAAAUCAUCGAAGUUGGAGAUACGACGCAAUUUCGAAGGGCGCAAAUGGAAACAAAGCGAAAGUUUCGGGAGGUAUGUCGACGAUAAGAUAAAGCUUGCUCAGGGCAUUAAUAUUGAUGCAGAUGAAAUGUUGAGCUGCAUCAUCGAAGGUAUCCCCAAUCAGGCGCAUAUUCAGUGCUUUGUGGAUGUUGGGCACAUAAAGAGUGCGUUUGCGGAUGUAAGCUUGCCAAAGCUAUAUGGAGUUGGCAGGCCGACGACAUCAACGGAUCCCAAGGACAGCAAGGAGACUCGUUGUUUCAAUUGCAAUGCCAAAGGGCAUUGGGCGUAUGAGUGCAGGAAGUCGAAACGGGAGAAAGGAUCAUGCUAUGCGUGCGGAGAGAUGGGACACUUUGUUGCGAAAUGCUUGAAAAACAAAAACAAGAACGAGGGCGAAAACAAAUAUAAUGCCUCAUAGAUACAGGAAGCCCAACAUCAUUUAUUAAAAUAUCCAAAGUGCCAGAAGACAUUUCAAAAUUACCAGUUUUAAGUUCAUAUUAUGGUUUAAACAAAAGUUACCUAAAAACUUAUGGAAAAAUACUAUGUUAUGUUUUGAAAAAUUUAAAUAAAGUACAUUUUAAUUUA
Messenger RNA from Drosophila biarmipes, 850 nucleotides. RefSeq names its product CCHC-type zinc finger nucleic acid binding protein-like. NCBI's taxonomy places the organism in Eukaryota, Metazoa, Arthropoda, Insecta, Diptera, Drosophilidae. Gene Ontology annotation, molecular function: nucleic acid binding; zinc ion binding. Bases 357 to 683 code for a protein of 108 amino acids. The transcript is spliced from 2 exons. The record is from RefSeq and is a predicted model, not a curated record.